AUGUACUCCAGCCUGACCCAACCCACAAGCGAACAAAAUAGUGACCAAUCUAACAGUGGGACAUGGAUGGGGAUUACGCGAGCCGGCAAAGUCGCCGUGCUGACCAACUACCGCGAGAGCACGUCGGACGCCGCAAUAGGACAGCAGUCCCGCGGUGCCAUUGUCAAUAGUUGGCUUACUAGAUCCAAAGGAGACGGAGGCGCAGAUGCAGACGCCACGAAGACAUACGUUGAGGAAAUGGUCGCCAGCCCAACGGCCCGCAGUGUCGGCGGAUUCAGCCUUGUUUGUGGGUACGUGAAUGAGCCAUUGGCGAUUGUGUCGAACAGGUCAAGUACCAUGGACCAAAUUACAUGGAUUGCGGAGAAGAAGGGGCAGACGAAGGGGUUGAGUAAUACUGUUUUUGACGAUCGGAGUUGGCCGAAGAUCUUGGAUGGUGAGAGGCUGGUGGGGGAGGCGCUCAAGAAGCAUGUAGAGGAGGGAGAGGGAGAGAAAGAGCUGAUUGAGAGGCUACUGGACGUGCUGAAUACGAACUCGCUGCCCGAGUUGAAAGGCGAUGCGACGGCGGAGGAUUAUUUACCAUAUUUCAGGCAGAGCAUUUUCAUACCGCUUAUUGGGACGAGGGAUAAGACGGGUUCAAAGUUUCCUGCUGCGGCUGCGGAGAUUCUGGAGCCGGGGUCGACACCAUCCGUCUGUGCUGAAGGGCACAGCAACGGAGUGGCAUUGGAUCCAGCAAUUGUGAAGGAGGCCAAUCCCGGAAACGAUGUAAUCGACCAGUCGUACCUGCAUGGUCCAUACGGGACACAGAAACAAACGAUUAUCCUGGUGACCAAGGAAGGCCGAGUGAGAUACUUUGAACGGACCCUCUACGACCAGGAAGCCAAGGCUGUUCCUAUCGGUCACGGAGACAGGUCGUUUGAAUUCCAGGUGGCGCGAUGAACCAAGCCAUUGGAACAGCUACUCAUGCGUUCUUCGAUGUCCAUAGUUCCCUCGACUUGUCUCCUCUCAACUAUAAUGAUUUAUGGGUUACGGGUUACGACGAGCCUAUGCUAUAGACAUUUGUAUAUGACUAUAUCUGAAUAAGCACUCCUCCACUAUG
Molecule: messenger RNA, 1096 nt
Organism: Aspergillus nidulans FGSC A4
Lineage: Eukaryota; Fungi; Ascomycota; Eurotiomycetes; Eurotiales; Aspergillaceae
Product: NRDE family protein
Exons: 2
Coding region: 1-936 (311 amino acids)
Source: RefSeq, a predicted model, not a curated record